Messenger RNA from Serendipita indica DSM 11827, 2934 nucleotides. Lineage: Eukaryota; Fungi; Basidiomycota; Agaricomycetes; Sebacinales; Serendipitaceae. The record is from the annotation of a GenBank genome assembly.
AUGAUAUUCACCGUUGAAACACAUAUUAGCGGUUUAAUGCUCCGACCACGACCUUUCAUUCUUCAAAGGCUUUAUCGCAAGUUUGGGAUUAGCUACACGAGACAGCAACUGCAAUGGAUAUAUAAGGAGCUCUCACAGAAGCCAGCUACUGAGCGCCCAAGUUCAACUGGUUUGAUUUACCGCUUGUUGAAGGACGAACCAUUGGCGUAUGUUCUUGGGACGCAGCCGUUCGGUCCUCUUACUCUGCGAGUUUCUGCUCCUGUCCUGAUUCCUCGACCAGAGACUGAGGAAUGGACAUUUGAGCUUCUUCAUCGGAUAUCAGCCUCUGAUAACUUCAAACAAGCCUGGAGCAUGCUGGAUAUCUGCACAGGCAGCGGAUGCAUCCCGCUUCUCCUUCUCGACGAAUGGCCACAGGAUCGCUUGGGGCCCAUUCGUGCAUAUGGAGUGGAUACAUCUGAUCGCGCUAUCUCCCUUGCAAGAGCAAACGCGGUCUCGAAUCGGGUUCGAAGGCAGUCCCAUUCUUCCACUCGACCGUCCAAUCCGAAUCCAAUAUCUGGUAUCACUUUCGAGGCGAACAAGCUGGAUGUAACCUCGUCUAUGUUCGAGACAUGGGCCAAGGAGCACGGACCAUUCGAUAUCGUCACUGCCAACCCGCCGUACGUGACCACGGCGGAGUGGCAUACCCUUCCUGCCUCUGUAAAAGAAUACGAGGAUAAAGGGGCACUGGUUGGAGGGGAUGACGGGCUCGUCUUCUAUACCCGAAUCGCGCAUCUCGUCGCAAAGGGAAACCUCCUUCGUCCGAGCGGAUGGUUAGUUGUAGAGAUUGGUGCUUCACAAGGAGAAAUCGUCAAAGGGCUACUCGAACGUGUCAUUGGUCUAGAGGGCAUUGAGACCAAAACGAAGACAAAAGCGAAACGGCGCUAUCUCAAGGGCAAAAAGGAGAGAAGAAAGCAGCGAAAAGCUUUUGUAAAUGCAAACAAACCCAAGACCGCGCAUAAUGAGGACUCAGAAUGGGACUCAGAAGAAAUAAUAGAUGGAGGUGAUCAAUCAGCUGCACUGCAACAGCCAGUAGAUGGAGUCAAAACGAGACCACCUCGCGUAGAGGAUGAAGACGAUGACGCUGGAGAGGCGGAGAACAAGAAGAAAAGAAAGAAAGAGAAAAAGGAGAAGCGACCGAAAAAGCGCAGAAAAGAGGACAUCGUUGAGCCAGAGGACAGGAUGGAUAUCGACAAUGUUCUUGAAGAGGAACGGACGGUUGAUGAAGUGCAUCCCCCGAAAGAAGAUGAACGAGUUGUGAUACCGUCCUUUCCACUCCCUUCCCAGCCUUUACCGGUAUCAAAGGUGGAAGUCAUACGACAAGGAAUGGAUGCCGCCAUGCUUCAAGCGGAAAUUGUAGACGCCUCCGUUACAGAGAGCCUGGAUGUCGAAAAUGGCAAUGUGCGGAAACGACUGAGCUCACGAAUGCUGAGACGGCUUGCCGACUUGGGAAUCAAAGAACUGUUUGCUGUUCAGACAGUUCUUCUUCCAUUCCUACUGCCAGAAGAUUUAGAGCAAUCUAUGCUUUACCAACCGUCUCACCCACCCAGAGAUGUUUGUGCGUCUGCUCCCACAGGCAGUGGCAAAACACUGGCCUAUGCAAUCCCAAUCACCGAGAUGCUCUCGACUCGCAUCGUUACCCGACUGAGGGCUCUUGUUGUCGUCCCUACUCGAGAUCUAGUCCAACAAGUUCGCGAGACAUUCGAGGCAUGCGGCAAGGGCACCAAACUUCAGAUCGGCAUCGCAACUGGACAGCAUUCUUUUGCACAUGAGCAAGCACAGAUCGUAGGGGAUAUCUCUGAGAGGUCUUUGGGUGGUCGAAGUCGAGUGGACAUCCUCAUAUGCACGCCAGGACGAUUGAUAGACCAUAUAAAUGGGACUCCAAAUUUUACACUUCAACACCUACGGUUCUUAGUUAUCGAUGAGGCGGAUCGACUUCUCAAUCAAUCAUUCCAAGAGUGGCUCAAGCAAGUUCUCAACGCCAUCAGCCUACCAUCCCCGAAUGGCCCACGUCUGUCCGAAGGUGAUCGUUCUGAAUUGUUCCCCGUGCCCGAUGGCAUUGCUCCAACCUGGCUGUCCGCCUUAGUUCCGACCUCCCCUACGGAUAUUGAUGAAGCACCACGCUCAUCGUGCCAGAAAUUACUUUUCUCUGCCACUCUUACUCGGGACCCUGCCAAGAUUGUCGAGCUACAACUUCGAGAUCCAAAAUAUUUUAUCGUCAAGGGAAUAUCUGCUAGUCAAGAAGUGGGAGACGCAAUGGACGUCAACGUUACGCACGUCGAAUCUUUUGAGACGCCAGGGACACUACGUGAAUGGAUGAUCGUUUGCGAAUCAAUCAACAAACCUCUACUUUUAUUCUACCUCGCACACAAGCAACAAAUCUCGGAUAUGCUCGUCUUUACCAAGUCUGCGGAGUCGACCACCAGGUUACUACGUCUACUUGGGUACUUCGAGGAUGCAAUGGCAGAAAGGGAAGUCGGAAGCAAGAAAAUUAUAGCAGAGGCCUUCUCGAGUGACCUCGCACCAUCACAGAGGAAGACUGUGCUUGAAAAAUUCAAGGCAAAACAGAUUGAUAUGCUUAUUUGUUCCGACUUAGUCUCUCGAGGUAUCGAUAUUCCGCACGUGUCACACGUCGUUAACUACGACAUACCGGUCGACGUUCGCAAAUAUAUCCAUCGUGUUGGACGAACUGCCCGAGCGGGCCGAGAAGGCGACGCCUGGUCCCUAGUUGAGGAACAAGAGAUGCAUCAUUUCAAGUUGAUGAUGAAGGAAGCACACCAUUUGCACGCCUUGAAGAAGAAGAAGGUGAAAUCCGAGGACCUCUCAGGUCUUGUGGAUGUAUAUCAAGUCGCUCUGGGACGAAUGAAAGUUCACUACGACAGAGGCCCUCAGGCCUAG